Messenger RNA from Asparagus officinalis (garden asparagus), 1074 nucleotides. RefSeq names its product aluminum-activated malate transporter 12-like. Lineage: Eukaryota; Viridiplantae; Streptophyta; Magnoliopsida; Asparagales; Asparagaceae. Gene Ontology annotation, biological process: malate transport. The record is from RefSeq and is a predicted model, not a curated record. Bases 95 to 820 code for a protein of 241 amino acids. The transcript is spliced from 3 exons. Gene Ontology annotation, cellular component: plant-type vacuole membrane.
AUAAGCGCCAUCAGACUAACUCGAUUUUCUCUCUCUAUAUAUAGACCCCUCGACUAGUUAGCAAUAAAAAAUCCCAAAGCAACAAUCAGUUAAUAUGGAAACCAAGAACCCUGGAGACUUUGUGGCGAUAAGCGUUUCAGAAACAGAGGAGAAAUCCCCCGCAAGGUGUUGCGCAGUGUUGGCUUCUGUAAUUAGGCGAACUAUCGCAGGAGAGAUUUGUGCUGAUGAUAGUAGAAAGCUCUUCCAUGCUGCCAAGGUUGGAUUGGCAUUAGUUCUUGUAUCCCUCCUCUACAUGCUUGAAGUAGUUCAUGAUCGGUUAGGUGACAAUGCUAUGUGGGCAGUCAUGACGGUGGUUGUUAUCUUUGAGUCGACCGCAGGUGCAACAAUAAGCAAGGGUAUAAAUCGAGUACUGGGAACUAUGCUUGGUGGUGGGUUAGGAUUUUCGGUGGCCUUCUUAGCACAAGGGAUUAGUGGGGCAGGCAAAGCUGUAGUGAUUGGCAUCUCUGUCUUUGUCUUCUGUUCAACAGCAACAUAUAUUAGAAUGAUCCCAAGUAUCAAAAAGAAGCAUGACUAUGGAGCAAUGAUUUUCAUCCUCACAUAUAGUUUGGUUGCUGUUUCUGGGGUUCGCAGCAACCAAAUCAUAAAGAUAGCAAGUGAUCGCCUCUCGUCCAUCUUCAUAGGUUUUGCUGUUUGCAUCUUCAUAAGUCUAUUCAUAUUUCCCAUUUGGUGUGGCGACGAGCUUCAUAACUCCUUAGCCUCUAAGUUUGAUAAUCUAGCUUGUUCUAUUGAAGGUUUGUCCCAAAAAUACUCCCACUUUUGACAUAUUUCUAUUUUUUUCCCUCGUCGUUCAACUCUAUUUUCUAAUUGUGUAUUCUUUAUAAGCAUAUAGAGAUUUCAGAGGAUUACAUCAACAAGCCCUUGGACAAGAGAUUAGAAGCUCAAAAAAGGGGUAGAGGUGUAAAAUGCAUAUCAGUUCUAUCCUCUAAAACAACUGAGGAGAAUAUGGUAUGGAAUUAUAUAUCCAUUCCAUAUUGAAUUCAGCAUAUUUUGUGCUGUAGCAGUGACUGAUAUAAG